AUGUUCUCUAUACCUCUGCAAACUUUUACUUAUGGCGAAUCUUACGUAUAUGUUUUCUUAAGCGCAUUAUUGAAGUGUACAAAAAUAAACUCAGAGCUCGAUAUAGUGAUACUGGUGGAUUCAAAUUUUAUCACUAUCACUACAUCGAAAAAUAGUGAUAAUAAGCAGGCACGGGCCCAAAUUUUCCAAAAAAUUAUCACUAUAUCGCGAUUAUCACUAUAUCGAAUAUCACUAUACCGAGAUUUGACUAUAUUGUAUUGGCCAAUUAUUCGUAAAAAUUAUUUAAAUCCAGAUAGAAAGCUCUCUAUUUGUACUCCACUCUUUGCUUCCAGCGUAUGCUUCUUAUUGAAGUGGUGCAAGUUUCCCGAAUUUCAGGGUUCUAUGCUUUUUGAGAGUGAAAAAAUCGGAUAUUUUGAUCAACAUUCGAGUAAUUGUAAUAUAAUAAACCUCGAAGAGGUGGAUCACAAUGUGUCUCACCAGGUUACUUAA
Phycomyces blakesleeanus NRRL 1555(-) is the source of this 489-nucleotide messenger RNA. RefSeq lists its product as hypothetical. The record is from RefSeq and is a predicted model, not a curated record. Lineage: Eukaryota; Fungi; Mucoromycota; Mucoromycetes; Mucorales; Phycomycetaceae. The transcript has 5 exons. Bases 1 to 489 code for a protein of 162 amino acids.